This is a messenger RNA of Rotaria sp. Silwood1, 531 nucleotides long. Lineage: Eukaryota; Metazoa; Rotifera; Eurotatoria; Philodinida; Philodinidae. The record is from the annotation of a GenBank genome assembly.
AUGGGUGACAAUAAGGCUGAAUGGCUUCAUAAUCACAUGAUGCUAAUUAAUAAAGAGUAUCAACAGCGUUGGUAUGACGAAAAACGUCUAGCUCGUGAACAAGCCCGUAUUCAAGCACAAAAAGAAUUGGAAGCGAUUCGAUUCGAGGCUCUUGUCCGGGAAGAAGAAUGGCGGCAAACAGUACAUUAUGGAAAUGAUCUUGAAAGAAUGUGGGAACGAGUCACAUCAGCGUCGCCUCGGUACAUAGCACGUUUUCGUUUGAAUAAUCAUCAUCAAGUCACAUCGUUCCAAACUGAUGUUCUUGCAUCUACAUGCAGUGUAUGCUUGGAAAAAUUCGAAAUUGGUCAAACUUAUGCUUGUUGGCCAUGUGAAGGUCAACAUAUGUUUCAUUAUGCAUGUAUGCUCGAUGUGCUAAGAGCUAAAAAUACUUGCCCAUUGUGUCGACAUUCAGUUGAAGCAGCUUCUUUGCCGGAUAGAGAUAUUGUUCUUCGACUUAUGUUACAGAGAUUAUUCUCAAGAGUCGCCAUUUAA